Molecule: messenger RNA, 1264 nt
Organism: Fragaria vesca subsp. vesca
Lineage: Eukaryota; Viridiplantae; Streptophyta; Magnoliopsida; Rosales; Rosaceae
Exons: 7
Coding region: 278-1078 (266 amino acids)
Source: RefSeq, a predicted model, not a curated record
ACCCCAAAAACAAAAAAAACCAACAAAACAGAAGAAGAUUCUCAUACGCCAGUUGAUCAAUUAGCAACCAGAAUUAAUCUCAAAAUUUUUGGAAUCAAAAUAGAAUCUUCAUAGCCAUCCAUAUAAUUCGUGGCCUCUGAUCCUCUCAAUAUUCACUUCACAUAAUCCAUUAAUCCUCACUUGGAUUCUCAUUUCUGUCGAGCUCUGUUUGAUUAGCAAGAAAAACAGAGCAGCUCUAACAAGUUGAUACGUACUCUGUCAUGGUACAACUACAACCAUGUUGAUGGUAUAUGCUCCAAGAGCUAUCACAUAUCUAGAUUCUCAUAUACUAAAUGAGACCAUAUUACCAUGUAAGAUUACACAUGUGAAUUCCUUGAACAAUGUUUCAAUCUGUCUUGGCCGAAUCCGAGCUCCUUGUAGUUCUGUAUUGUCUGCUUCUUCAUUUUAUUGGAAGAGUCGAAAUCAGCAGAGCAGCACCAAGAAAUGGCUUUGCCAGAUGCAUGAUUCAAUUCCAUCAGACGAGGAGUAUCGAUCAUCGCGGAACAUAGCAAUCAGUUUGUUUAGGAGGUACAGGAAUGUGCUUGACCGGGGAGGAGGUGACAACUUGAAAGAGUUCAUCAGUGCUGGGGUGAAUGCGUAUGCGCUGGGAUGCACGGAUGAAGGAUUAAGAAAAGAGCUUAUUGAUAUGAUGCAAACUGGUGUUGAAAUUGAAGCAAUGGAGAGCUAUGGUGGAAGCACUAGUUUGAAAUCCAAGAUUGCAUCAGGGGAGAUUGAUGAGUGCAUUCUGUGGUUGAGCAUCAUAUUUAUCACCAUUUUGUGUACGCCGCAGCCAACGAUAGUUAGAUGGUCAUCCACACCUCCAGUGUCAGAUGAAGAAAGGCUCAAGUGGAAAGGCUUUUGUGCUGUCAUAGCAAAUGCUUAUUACUUGAGGGGAAUGGCAUGGCUUCCUGUUAAGACUCUUCAACUAGAGCAAAUGGCAGUAGUUGGACAUGCUGAGGAACCAUCUGUUGUUGCAAGUCGAAUGCGAUUAGUGUUUAGCACACUCGAGGUUGUGAGUCCACAGUGGCCUAGAGUCUAAUGCUUCACUACUGCCUCAGCAUGAACUGAUAUUGCUGAUUUGCUGGCCUUACUGUCAAAUUUGUAAUUUAUUGUAGCCUAAGCAUUUUCCUCUCUAGAGAGGGAACCCAAAAAAGAAAAAGAAAACAGUGGGAAAGAACUAGCUCUAGAUUUGAACUUUUUGUAAUUGUAAACUGCCAGUGCUCUU